CUGAUGCGAUCUUACUAUCUCUUCGCAGCAUUUAAACGUAGGAAAAGUUAGUCAACUUAAAAUGUAACUGCUACAUUGUUUAUAAAGGCGCAUUUUUCAAAGAUCAAACUAUGAGCUCUUCGAGUAGUCCAGCGAUUGGGAUUCUGAUCGGCGGACAAGCGAAAUCAAGAAUAAGAGAAAGUAAACAGAGGACCGUUUUCCCACCGGUAUAGUUAGCAUGCUAGCCAACUAGGUCGACUGCCUGAAUUCAGCUGACCACCUACCAAUAGCCUUGUGAUGAUUUAUUUACCGGAGUUUGAUUUCCGCGUAUGUUAACUUAACAACGGCCCUAAAUAGAUAUAAAUAGCCAAAGAUAGACGAUACAUUUGAAAACUGGCGGCGAAAGGUAGUUUAUUGUUAGCUUGCCGGCUAAUUAGGGGUGCAGAUGUGUUCCUGUGAGAAAGUGGAUUUUAACAUCACCCCACGCACCGUCACCCGGCUGGUGUAUGAGGCCGAACAAGAUAAAAAUAACGGUGGACAGUCGUCCAAUGGGAGUACAGCCAGUAAUUCUCCACGCAGCACUCCUGGCAGCUCACCCUCCCUACGCCGGCGUAUGCUGGGAGGCAGAGCCAGCGAAGGGGAGACGGGCGGGGACAGAGCCAGCGGGGGUACGGAUAGCCCCCUGCCUCCCACCCCCUCCUCAUCCACCUCAUCCUACCCACUCGCAGCACGCCACUUCACUCGCAAUGCCAAGAAAAUGCAGAGCUGGUAUAAUGUCCUCAGCCCCACAUAUAAACAGAGGAACGAAGACUUCCGCAAACUCUUUAAAAAGCUGCCUGAUACAGAGCGUCUCAUAGUGGACUACUCGUGUGCACUGCAGAAGGAUAUAUUACUGCAAGGACGUCUUUACCUGUCUGAGAACUGGCUCUGCUUCUACAGUAAUAUCUUUCGAUGGGAGACUACGAUAACCAUACUGCUGAAAGAUGUGACGAGUCUUACCAAGGAGAAGACGGCCAAGCUCAUCCCAAAUGCCAUCCAGAUUAGCACUGAACACGAGAAGCACUUUUUCACAUCAUUUGGAGCUAGGGAUCGCAGCUACAUGAUGAUCUUCAGAUUGUGGCAGAAUGCCUUGAUGGAUAAGACUUUGUCUCCCAAGGAGCUGUGGCACAUAGUUCAUCAGUGUUACGGCACUGAACUUGGCCUGACCAGUGAAGACGACGACUACGUCUCCCCAACUGCUGAACAUAUGAACGGCCUGCUGCCUGCUGAGGAGUCUGUCUCCGUCACUGACCUGCUGGAUCUGGGUUCAGUGCCGGGGGUUCCCGUGGGCUCCUCUCCCCCCUCUUCUGCCUCCGUACUUCCCUGCACUUCAGGAUCUUCGCCCCCAUCCUCCUCUUCCUUGUCCUGUCAGCCCGUGGAGGUGCCGUCUGCUCGAGUCAGCGCCGAACCUGAGCCCAGCCCACCCAGCUCUCUGAGCUCAUUGCCCCCCAUCACGCACUCCUCACAGUCUGGAGCUUCGCCUUCCUCAACCAUGUUGGAGGAAGGCGGGGACAGCCAGUCAGAGUCAGCCAAUCAGACGCCUCAGUCCCCUCCCAUUAUUCCGCACACCCUGGGAAACCUCUCCUCAUUGGAUAUGACCAACGAUGAGGAGCUCCCCACUGACCUCAGCAAUUCCUCUGACACCCAGGAGGAAAGUGAGGUGGAAUCCUUCUGUGCCGACCUCAACGGUCGAUUGCAUUUCAACACAGUUGUUCAUAUGAGCGUGGACAAGCUCCACGACCUUCUCUUCUCGGACACUAACUUCAUACAGCAUCUCUUCUCCCAGCGUCACUUCACCGAUCUCUCUGUGCACGAGUGGCAGCAGGACAGCAGCACUGGGAGCAACAGCAGAGUUCUGAGUUACACCAUCGCCAUCAACAAUCCACUGGGCCCCAAAACUGCUCCUGUGGUGGAAACACAGACUCUCCACAAGAACAGCACACGGGGGGAGUGUUACGUGGUGGAUUCGGAGGUCAUAACCUCAGGCAUCCCCUACCAGGAUUAUUUCUACACUGUACACAGAUACUGCCUCACCUCCGUCAACAAGCACAAGAGCCGGCUCAGGGUCUCGUCCGAUAUAUGCUACAGGAAGCAGCCGUGGAGUCUUGUGAAAGCUCUGAUUGAGAAGAACACUUGGAGCGGCAUUGAAGAGUAUUACAGACACAUGGAGAUGGAAGUGUGUAAGUUGGAGACGCUGUUACAGACGGAGGUUACCGUAGUAAGUGCGGGAGAAGCGGCUUCUGCGGGCUCCGCCAAGACGGCUCCCGGCCUGCGCAGACGCAAACGCAACUGCCCACGCCGAGCAGGAGAUCGAGAGAGGGAGGGAACUGGAGCAGGUGGUGGGGAACGGGGCGAUAGGGGGAACGGAGAUGAACGAGAGAGGAGAGAAGUGGGCGCUCAGUAUGCCAAACUAGGAGAGAGGUGGCGUGGAGCCGGCGUCAACAACAACAACAGUAUCUCCACCAUACUUCUCAUCGUGAGCUUUAUUCUUGUGGUUCUUGUGGCAUUGAACAUGAUGCUGUUUUACAAACUCUGGGCACUUGAACGGGCCGCACACACGCUGGAGACGUGGCACUCGUACUCUUUAACUGACAGUCCUCUGCCCCAGUCCGCAGGAGAGUGGGCUCAGGUCCUGCAGCUCCAGAGGCAGUUUCAUCAGGCUCAGAUGAACAAAUGGCAGCAGAUCUUACAGUCUUCUGUCACACUUCUGGAUCAGAUGAAACGGUCUUUGGAGAAGCUUCACAGAGGAAUGAUCCCCCCAGAGGUGCAACAGGAGUCUGAUUCUGCACCAGAGACGGUCUCGGAUCAGUGAAGACACCAUCACUCCCUGCCCAGCCACCAACCGCUUAUAGACUCUGACCUGUGAGUAUGCCGUCCAGGAUGAGACAAAUCAUGGAAAGGGAGAUGGUGGUUUCAUCUCUCUGAGCUCUUUCAGUAUCAGUGAUGUUAAUGUUGUGAGAACCUCUGUGGGUGUCCCACCUGUCCAGAGCAGAAGCUGCUGGACCUUCUACUGCUGUACAGCAAACACUCAACUAUUUUAUCCAUAGCAUAAACUCAACGGGUUUGAAGCAAUAACACACACGUAUGGAAUCGACUAUAAUCCAUAGAGAACAUGUGACUUCCAGCUGCACUGCAUCAUGAGCCGUUUUGGUCCAAAUUGUUUGUCUGAGAAACACGCUUUCCAAAAAGAGGAAUAUUUCAUGAAGAAAUCCAGACAGAAAUCUCAGGCGUGACAUCCACCUCCGGUCUACUCCUCCACAAGAUCAGUUUCUCCACCUGUCCAACCGGACACGUCAUUUUAGAGGAUUUUUUUACAUUUUCCUGGAAGAGACACUCCUUUGUAUUCGAUACCUCUACUGUUUUAUUGUUAGUGCUGAUUCAGAGCUGUUACUGAAACUUGUACGAAGCGAGAAAGUAUGUUUGACCUUUACAGUAUUUAUUUGAUAGACUUGAAUCGCAGUCUUAUGUCCACAGGCCAUUGUGCGUUUCUGCUCGUGUGUGUGAACACGGACCAAUGUACAAGGGAUGAAAUGGGGUGUACGAAUACAAAUUCCUAUUUUAGCAAUAAUCAUGUUGAGAAAAUUGUAAUGACAAUUAUAAUCUAGGGAAAUAUGCAGAAAACAUGGAACUGUUACAGAGCGUCAGUUAGACGGGUUGUUUUUAACUAUUUAACUAUUGUUUCUCCCUCAUUUUUACAGUUUUUUGAUGUUUUUGUUUGUAAGUCCCUCUGUGUUUAUUACUUGGGGUUGAGCGGAGCUGUUUCACGUGAUUGUGGUGUCAGGACACUCAUUGAGUUGCUGUUAUCAGACUUGAACUUUUCAGCGUUACUGUAAGCUCGACCGGCUAAAAGUACACACCGAUUCUUCGGUCUUCUUGAAGCUGGAUGUUUAGGACCAACUAAAACUCAAGACCAGAAGAAACCAGAGCAGAUCUGCAGGCAGUAUUGCAAUGUUUAAACACUGUAGACGGGGGAGUCUCGCAAAAAACAUGUCCACAUCAUAUUCCACCUCAAAAUCAAUAGAAAAAGGUUUUAUUUUUUUGCACACAGACAAUAUUUUAUUAUUUAUUGUAUUGUGACAUUUUCAGGAGAUUAAGCCCCAGUUUUACAACAUAUUUUAUUAUAUUAUCAUCAUAUUUUAUUUUGGGUUUGUUUGUAAAACUCCUCCUCAGUGAUAAUUCUGACAUCUAGUGUAAACGCAAUGAGUGUUAUUUAUUUAAUAAAACAAAUGACAGUACAUCAACUACUGCCAUUUUGUAUAUGUUAAUACAUAUACAUAUUUAAAUAAAUCAUAAUUUUUCUGAACAUUUUCAUAUUUCAACACUGAGAAUUUGAGCGAAAUUCGGGCUUAAUUGUUGUGAGAAUAUCACAAAGCAAAAUACUCCCUAGCUUCAUUUCUAUUAGCAUGAAAUUACAUGCUGCGGUAAAAUAUAACCUUGACAUGACUUUGUGAGAUUCACCUGGAGGCUUUGGGUUUAUUUUUUUCUAGUUUGAUUUGGAAAGUCUGUUACUGUUAUCCCGUCUGCACAUUUCUUUUUUUUUUGUCUCUGUAUUUGUCGUCUCACUUUCCUCCCUCCUCAGGGUCUGGGGUGCUGCUGUGCAAAGCCCUUGCUGAGUGAUGUAAGCGUGUGCUAUUUAUUUGGGACAGAGAGGGACAGGAUGAAGGUGGGAUUUAUAGACAUGAUAGUAAAGAUGGCAGUCAAAAAUGUAUAAUUAAAAAAAUCGACAAUUUUUUUUACAAAUGUUGUGCUGUGUAUUACUGAAUGUUAGCUUUCUUUUUAUACUGGAGUAUUUCUGGAUAUUCAUUCACCCUCAUGUUGUUUAAAAUGUGUAUAUGACUUUCCCCCCUGUGGAACACAAAAGAAGAUAGUUUGAUAAAUGUCUAUGGUUUUGUGUCCAUACAAUGGAAAUCAAUGGGGGGAAAUGUUGUUUGGUUACCAAAAUUUUUCAAAAUAUCUUCUUUUGUGUUCUGCAGAAGAAAGAAAGCCAUGCAGGUUAGAAAUGACAAGGAGUAAUUCAUUAUGCAGCUAUUUUUGGUUAACUGUCCCUUUAAUGAUGUAUUGCUAGACGCAUUUAAUGAACAAAACAUCAGACUUGUCUGAUUUUACCUUUCAAACACAUACACAUUAGAAAUCUAAACACCACACAUAAGUUGUAUGUAUUUUAUUUUAUUUUGUACUAUCUUGUCCAUAAUUUGGCAUACAACAUUUUCACUUAAACAUGAAAUGCAUCCUUCUACAAAAUGCCACAGAGCUGCUGACAUUAGACAGUGAUUUUCUGUGACACCUAUGUGUUAGUAGAAUACCACCUAUGUUUAAGUUAUCCAAACACCAAAAGCAGUUGUGCUGUUAACAAACUGUUAGGUAAUGAUCACAACUGGCAGCCUUUAUGACCGUGUUAAUAAACGUGUAUUUGAAGUCAUGCAGUAGAAAUCGACCAAUGUAACAAACACUAAAUGAAAGAUAUAAAAGUAAGAAAACCAGAGCUGGGAAGUCUCAAGAAGUUAUCCAUGCAUAAAGGAAGUGAGACCUUGGCAGUGUUGUGCUGCCCUCUGUAGUCACUACCAGAAAUUGGCUACUAAGAGGGGAAGGAAAAACUGGAAGGUUUUUACCGCACUUGUGAAUGAAUGCAACCCAUUCCUGCUUUUCUUCUCAUUCCUUUUUCUUUAGAAAACAUCAUGCUUGAAGAGCUAGAGGCUUGGGCAUUGGUCACACAGGAGGCACACAUUGGACUCUGAACUUCCAAGUCAUUUAAAAUGAUUUCAUGCAGCCCUUGUUUAUUUUGUCAGUCAAGCCAAGAAAACUUGUUUGGUCAACAUUAUGACUUAUCUUAAUACCACAUUUACAAAGAGAACUUCAGUAGAUCUUGCCGAAAAACAUCUAUUGGUUUCCAUUACAAAUACCAUUAUGAACCAUAGCUGUUAAAACCAUCAGCUGUGCCAUUAAAACCAUUAGAAAAAAUCUUUAGUUUGUAUUGUGUUGGGCCUUUUCCCUGUAGGAUUUAAUGGUGUCUACUGGUUCCCGUCCACCAGGUAACAUCCCACUAAUAGCACCCAACAAAUUACCAUCAGAGAUCAUUAUAGUUCCUAUUAAACCCAAUACAAUUCUCAUUAUAACCAUUAAAUUCAUUACAAUUUCACUGAUGAUUUCUAUAGUUUUUUCCCCAGCAGGGGAAGCAGAGCUUGGCUAAGUUAUCAUAGACAACAAUGCACUUUUUCCACUAAUGGUUAAACGUGACAUUCAUUUGCUUUACACUUGUAAAGAAUGACACUGACAAUGCGAGUUUUGCACAGGUGAGGACAGAGAGCGCCACCUGUAGGCUACGUGGAUGAGAUUUGAUAACACAGCCUUUACUCUUGAUUAUGCUUGCAGCUUGGUCCAGAAAUAUUUUUAAAGUCCCUGUGAAUGGGAAGUUGCGAUCGUUUUUACUUCCGUAUUUUGACGCAUUUCCGAGUGAAAUGGAAUUUUGAAUGAGAAAAAUAAUGGCCGUGGUUUUCGUCUAACAUACGUCAUCUAAGAUGGAUAGUCACUACAGGACGGAAGUGCAUUUUCAGACUUUAUCUAAAGAUUACGAGGGCACACGAUUUUUUCAAAAGAGAAUGACCCACGUUCAUAAACUAUUUACAAUUAACGCUGCAAUAUUUCAUGAAAAAUAGCCAUUGUAAUUUUUUUUCAAUGGGACUUUUUCGUGUUUCCCUCAAAAUGAUUAAUUUCUGAAUAAUAUACAUUAUUUUUCUGCGUAUGUAUAUACGUUUUAUACAUAACAA
This is a messenger RNA of Triplophysa rosa, 6782 nucleotides long. Its product is annotated as protein Aster-A-like. Lineage: Eukaryota; Metazoa; Chordata; Actinopteri; Cypriniformes; Nemacheilidae. Gene Ontology annotation, cellular component: plasma membrane; endoplasmic reticulum membrane; endoplasmic reticulum-plasma membrane contact site. The transcript is spliced from 19 exons. Gene Ontology annotation, biological process: intracellular sterol transport. The record is from RefSeq and is a predicted model, not a curated record. Gene Ontology annotation, molecular function: sterol transfer activity; sterol binding. Bases 425 to 2830 code for a protein of 801 amino acids.